This is a messenger RNA of Blumeria graminis f. sp. triticale, 2451 nucleotides long. NCBI's taxonomy places the organism in Eukaryota, Fungi, Ascomycota, Leotiomycetes, Helotiales, Erysiphaceae. The record is from the annotation of a GenBank genome assembly.
AUGGGCUGGGUUGCUUGCUCUUUAGCUGUAGCUUUAGCUACUGUACCUCUCAUAACACAGGCAUCGACCCUCACACCACCUGUUUUGCCUCUCAUUGUCCGCAAUCCUUAUUUAAGUACUUGGCUUGGAAAUGCGAGAGGUAAGCCAUGGGAGCAGUGGCCCAUAUUCUGGACAGGGCAAGAGGUGGGACUUGGUGUGAUGGCGUCGGUACCGAGUAGCAAUCAGAUAUUUCCGUUACUCGGAAGGCCACAAGACUCUCUGCCCAAGACAAGUGAAAGUUUUAGUGUUAUCUAUCCCGACUUUCAAGGAGCGACUUUUGAUGCUUCGACCACGAAUUUGACCUACAAUAUUUCUGGGCCCAAUGAUUCACCGUACGAUGCACAAAUCACCCUCUCAUUUCUCUCUCCUAUCACGCCCACAUCUACUAUUCGACAAACAAUUCCCGCCUCUUAUUUGACAAUUUAUGCUACUGGUAGCUUCCAGAUAGAUAUCUAUGUAGAUGUUAAUGGUCAAUGGGUUAGCGGGAAGCGAGAAAGCCCGAUCGUUUGGGAGCUGAGCAAAUCUCCCGCCGGCUUAGGUGAUAAUAAGUCAUCCUCACUAGUCACUUGGAAGGUUAGACGAUGGGCUGAGCAGCUCUUCACAGAAGACGCAGACCGCUCGGAGUGGGGGACAUUAUAUUUCUCGGCUCCUUCUGGCGUCAGCUACGAAGCUGGCACUUCAGCUCUCUUGCGCCAAAAGUUUGCACGAACUGGAACCCUUCAGAAUCUGGUUGACGACAGAUAUCGCCCAAUCAUGCAAGACGAGCCGGUCUUCGCAUUUUCUAGGUCCUUUGCCCUCAGGAAGAUAGGCAGUCGUAUGUCAGGUGACAGUUUUACUCUAACAUUUGCACAUUUACAAGAUCCGGUUAUUCAGUUCGCGUCGGCUCAAGGAUUGACCACAAUGAGACCGUUAUGGGCUUCAUAUUAUCCUAGCUCCGCUAGCCUCAUCCAAUUUCAUUAUGAUGACUUUGUCAAGGUCUCAGGGCUUGCUAGUAAUUACUCGACGCAACUUGAAAAAGAUGCACUCGCUUCGGGAUCGGAGGACUACAAAGAUAUUAUCGCUCUGAGUGCACGACAAGUAAUUGGAGCCUGCAGUUUUGCAGGAACCGCCGAAGACCCUCUGAUAUUUUUCAAAGAGAUCUCCUCUGAUGGUAAUAUGAACACAGUAGAUGUCAUAUAUCCGGCAUUUCCAUUCUUCCUCUACACCAAUCCGAAAUGGCUGGCGUGGUUGAUGGAACCUCUGAUGGAGCACAUGUUAAGUGGCCAGUACCCGAAUAAUUACAGCAUGCAUGAUCUAGGGUCUAGUUUCCCCAAUGCCACCGGCCAUCCAGAUGGCCGGGAUGAAUACAUGCCAGUAGAAGAAUGUGGUAAUAUGCUAAUUAUGGGAUUAGCGCUCGUUAAUUCAUUGAAAUAUGCUAAGAAGCCGGUCAGUCUUUGGUCCGCCAGUGGGAACGAAAAUUAUAUUGAGUCACACGCUGGUAAAUUCUCGCUUCACGUCGAUCGUGAUGGCAUGGAUGAUACUUUUGGUGGAUCUGUUCAUGCAAAAGGGGAAAAUCAAGCACGAAGGUGGGUGGAGCGUUCCUAUAAACUUUGGAAGCAGUGGGCAGGAUUUCUUGUCCGAGAGGCUCUUGUACCAGCAAACCAACUUUCUACCGAUGAUUUUGCUGGUUGGCUUGCCAACCAGACUAACCUGGCUCUCAAAGGGAUAAUUGGGAUACGAGCUAUGGCUGAUAUUUCAGCACUGGUCGGUGAAAAUGAGGACACGCAAUAUUAUUUAAAUAUCUCAAAGACCUACCUCGACUUGUGGCAGAAUGACUACGCAAUCUCCCGUGAUGGUACACAUGCAAAACUCGCCUAUACUUGGUACGGUAGCUGGACCACGCUAUAUAACUUAUUUACCGACGCAUUGCUCUGUUUUCACAUACCAAUGAAAUCGAGACCUCUCAAUGCUCCAGGCCCACUGCAGGCAGCUCUUGUGGAAACAAGGACAUCACGAACAGCGUUUGUGGACGAGAAAAUUUAUAGAAUCCAGAGUGACUGGUAUCGCGAGGUCAGACAGCGUUAUGGACUCCCCCUGGAUAGCAGGCAUUUGUAUGCUAAGAGUGACUGGGAAUUUUUUGCUGUUGCAGUGAGUAGUCGGCAAGUGCGUGAGGAUGUUGUGCAAUCUAUCGCGCUAUGGGUGAAUGAAACCUCUACAGCUGUCGUUGAUACCAAGAUAGAUCGUCCCCUCACAGAUUUGUAUGAUACAGAGGGUACGGGUGGCUAUCCUGGAUUCACAUUCAGAGCUCGCCCGGUAGUUGGGGGGCAUUUUGCAUUUCUAGCGCUGGAAAGAGCGUGUGACGGGGAAGCAGUUGCGGCACUCUCUUUCCUAGAUGAAGUGACGCCUGUAGAAGACGAAAGAAUCGAGCUAUAA